Molecule: messenger RNA, 1857 nt
Organism: Didymodactylos carnosus
Lineage: Eukaryota; Metazoa; Rotifera; Eurotatoria; Philodinida; Philodinidae
Source: the annotation of a GenBank genome assembly
AUGAUGAACAAUGAAAGCGUUGGUUAUCCACCACAAGUCUAUUCAAGUGUUAGUAGUCCAUUCGGUGGUGAACUAUUUUCUCCAUUUCCCACUGAAUUUGUUAGUCAAGAAAUAUUACCAAUGUGCAACAGUGAUUAUAUAGCAUUAACAAAUUCUCACAAUGAUUCUUACCAUCAAGCAGCAUUGGCCGCAGCUACAGUUUCUUUAGCGAAUUCAGACAGUUCACCAAAUUCCUAUAAUUCACAUACCAGUGGUUAUUCAUCGUCCGAUUAUUAUGUUAAUAAUUAUGAGAAAAAGGCGUUAUCAUCUUCAUCCAAUUAUGAUACAACAAGUGGAGUGACGGCAUCAUCUUCAACAACGAACAGUGAUCAUUUACAACGUCUCUAUUCCAACGUCUGUAAUAUAAAACAAGAAUCUCCGUUUCCAUCAACACAUACAGAUCACCAUCAUCCACAACAUACUAAUAAUAUUUAUACAACAACAUCGAAUACUGGAACUUUAAAUGCAACAACAAAUCCAAAUUUUGGCAUUGUUGAUGAGUAUUCUCUUUAUCCAUACUCGUCUUAUGCAUCUGGAUUAUUACAGCCAAGUUAUCCGACGUCUCCAUACGGUAUUUCGCAUUCGGAUCAAAUGAGACACAGUUUGUACAAUUCACAAUUAAAACACGAUUUUGGAAUCGAUAUGAGAUUUAAACUUGUGGGAAACCAAAGAAAUUCGUCCAAUAGUGAUGUACCACCGAGUCAACUAUGUGCUGUUUGCGGUGACAAUGCAGCCUGUCAACACUACGGCGUGAGAACAUGUGAGGGCUGCAAAGGCUUCUUCAAGCGAACUGUACAAAAAAAUGCAAAAUAUGUGUGCCUUGCCGAUAAAAACUGUCCAGUUGAUAAACGUAGACGAAACAGAUGUCAAUUUUGCCGCUAUCAGACGUGUAUAGCAGUUGGAAUGGAUAAAGAAGUGGUCCGAACGGAUGCUUUAAAAGGUCGUCGUGGCCGACUGCCGUCAAAACCAAAGAAUACCAAUCAUCGCUUACAACCAAAUAGUUUUCAAACUCAGUUUUGUCGUUUUUACACUGAUUCUUUGCCGAAUGCAACCAGUUUAGACUUUAGUAAAUUAAACUAUCGAACAGUGACAAACAAAGAAAAUAUUUGUGAAGAAAAAACGAUUGUCUAUGAUGGUUUGACUAGAUCAUGUGAAGUCAUAAAAGCAUGGACAGAUAAAUUAUGUGUAUUUUAUUCCGUAAAUCAAAGUGAACGUGAUCGAUUAUUUUCAAAUGGAUUAUUAGAACUAAUUGUAUUGAGGACAGCCACUCGAAUACAAGAUAAUGAUCGGAUUAUACUAUGUUCCGGUGUCGUAUUUCAUAAAUCACAAUUAAAUUGUUUACUAGGUGAUGUUGCACAUCAAUUGUAUGAAUUUAGUUCAUCGUUAAAAAAUUAUAAAUUAGAUAAUAUUAUUAAUGCAUCAUUAUCAACAGCAACCCUUUUAGAUCCUGAUAAUCAUGAUUAUUUGUAUGAUACUCCAUUAUCAACAUUAAUUACAGAGUUACAUCAAAAAGUGCUUGAUUCAUUAAAAGAAUAUCUGAAACAAUCACAUGAAGAUCCAUCUGUUUAUUUGCAUUUAUUAGAUAAACAAAAUGAUGUGAAGAGAAUAGCAUACAAUUUAAGAAAACGUUUAAUGUUAUACAAACAAAGUACAGGUUUAAUAAAUAAUAUUCAAACUCUAUUAGAUAUGGUACUUCAUCAAAAACCAAUUUCCAAUGGUUUACAAGAUUGGCAAAAAAAUGAUCAACAACAUCAACAACAACAACAAUCGAGUAUUGAAAAUACCACAUUACCAUUUAUUCAUCAAUAUGAAGGAUAA